This is a messenger RNA of Acanthosepion pharaonis, 726 nucleotides long. Lineage: Eukaryota; Metazoa; Mollusca; Cephalopoda; Sepiida; Sepiidae. The record is from the annotation of a GenBank genome assembly.
AUGAAGCUGGCCAACCGCAACAUCCCGUGUAAGCGGCUGUCAACCAAGGGCAAGUACACUAUCCACCACUGGGUGCACGGAAACCUGCCCCUGUGCAGCACUUGCUAUGUGUGUGGGGAGAUCUGUGGCAUCCAGCCCCAACUUUGUGAUUUCAUUUGCCGCUGGUGUCAACGCUGUGUACACAAUGGCUGCUUCCAGGUGAAAGAUAACGAAUGUGACUUUGGUCCUUACAAAUCGGUCAUUGUUCCCCCAAAUUGUGUCAGACUCAAGUGGGUGGGCUUCAAAGGCCGCCGUCACCUCAUUGUUGAUUCAGUAAAGUGUCCAAACAUUGAGAAUUGGAGUCCAAUUAUCGUCAUUGCGAACAGGAAGAGUGGAAACAAUGAUGGGGAGAGUAUUCUUCAAGCAUUCCGCUCCUAUUUAAACCCUGCCCAGGUCAUUGACAUUUGUGACAUUCCUCCAGAGUCUGGUCUUGAAUGGUGUCAUCUAUUACCCAAUGUUGACAUCAGGGUACUUGUUUGUGGGGGAGAUGGUACUAUUGGUUGGGUACUAAAUGCAAUUGAGAGGUUAAAACUAGAUCCACGUCCCCAAGUUUGUAUCCUGCCCUUGGGUACAGGAAAUGAUUUAUCUCAGGUGUUGGGAUGGGGAGAAACAUUUUCAGGAGAAGUUGAAGUUUCGGAAAUUUUGGAUAAAAUCAACAGAGCUCGUGUUGUUGAGCUUGACAGGUAG